This is a messenger RNA of Alternaria novae-zelandiae, 7191 nucleotides long. RefSeq lists its product as uncharacterized. Bases 1 to 7191 code for a protein of 2396 amino acids. The record is from RefSeq and is a predicted model, not a curated record. NCBI's taxonomy places the organism in Eukaryota, Fungi, Ascomycota, Dothideomycetes, Pleosporales, Pleosporaceae. The transcript has 5 exons. Gene Ontology annotation, molecular function: ATP-dependent chromatin remodeler activity; ATP binding; methyltransferase activity.
AUGGGACAAAACAAUUCGCGUAAGCGGAAGCGCGUCGCCCAAGUGUCACCUGCACACAGCGUGUUUGAGUACGACGAUGAUAUUAUUCAUGUUGCACCACGGCCACACACCGCCAGCAAAGGGAAUGCUGAGCGCACUCCUUUGGCCGAGACACAGACACGCGGUAAUCGCGCUCGCCGCGCGCACACAGCCCAGCAUGUCCAUGUCGAUCUACCCUCUAUCCCUACUGAUACCGCGACACCACCUCAAGCGACCGACGAUGCCGACCAGGUCAUACCUCCAGAUUGCUGCUACUUCUGCUUGACUCGCGGAGGCAACGCGGCGUAUGAAUGCCACAUAGAAGACGGAGCAGACCUGUGUACGCGCUGUAUACGGGACAAGAAGAAGAAAUGUCGACUGCCUACGCCAGAAGAAUCGGCAGCGAUAGCGGCACGUUGUCCACGAUGCACUAUACGAGGGUUCAAACAAUGCGACGGAAGUAUUCCUUGCGAUACUUGCAUACGCAACAAAACAACACAUCUAUGUCGCAAGCUACCCGAGAAGAAGAAGCCAAAGCCUGAGGAGCUAGCCACAAGAAGCGAGAAUAUCCCACAGUCUGAAGGUGUGGCACCAGAACAGUCCAGCAGAAGCCGAAGAACUCGACGUAGCGAGGUACGUCAGACCAGCAAUGAAGUACAGGCUACCACGGGGGAUGUGAGUGAUGCAGUUGAUCACAACACAACGCGUAACGGCACAUCUAGAUCGAAGCGCAGGAAGAUCUUAUCCAACAGUACACCCGAUGAGUACACACAGGUGGCUAGCCCAAAGUCAAGCCCGUCUAGGUCGAGCUUGCGCAAAGCUUCGAAGACCCCAGAAAACCCUGCCGACGAGAACGAAGAGCUACAUGGUGGCGACGAUGCGCUACCCUCGCCUGUGACUUCGAACGACCUCGCAUUAGAAGACGAUCCCAAAUCAGCGACAGCCGCUGGUGAUGAGGACGUUCCGAUGAUGGACAACGACUCGGAUCAAGGAAGAGAGGUCAACGCAUUGAACAUUGGUCGCAGUGGACGCUCCAGCAGGGCUCGGCCUAGGGUAUCUUAUGUUGAACCCAUGCCUGACGAUUUGUCGGACCAAGACCUGGGGCUCGCAGCCGAAGCCGAAGACGAGGACGAGGACGUAUCAGACGUCUACAAUUCUCCUACAACGGACGAAGAAGAAGAAAGCGAAGCGGAGAUUGAGCCUGCAUCUUCCGAUGAGGAAGCAUCGAGCGCCAGUGACGCUGAAUCGUUAGACAUCUCCAUAGAUGAGGACGUCAUCCCUGUUGAAGACGAUCAGCCCAAGCCAAACCCACGCCGGAACAAUAAGACUGGAGAACCAAGUCGAGCUGGCAAAGGCAUCGAUCUGAGCCUUCCCCCGCUCUCGAACAUUCAUGACUGCAUGUUUGAUAUGACUGCCAAAGCAGUAAACCUCGGCCUUUGUGAAGCUCUUCAAAGCCUAGGAGAAAGGCCUAUCAGAGUAGCGACCAUGUGUUCUGGUACCGAGUCUCCGUUGCUGGCCCUGGAUGAGAUCUCGAAAGCACUGGAAAAGAUGGGAAAACCUCCGAUGUGCAUUCAGCAAGAGUUUUCUGCCGAAAUCGAGGUCUUCAAGCAAGGAUACAUCGAGAGAAACUUUGCCCCAAAGAAGCUGUUCCGAGACGUCCGUGACUUCCUUCGCAAGGAGGCCACCACCGCCAUGACAGCGUACGGAGCAGAGGUGGACAUUCCCACGCGCAUAGAUGUCCUCAUCGCCGGUUUCGUCUGCAAAGAUCUCUCCAGGAUGAACAACAAAGGCAAAACUCUCGACGACGGUGGCGAAUCGGGCGACACAUGGCGAGCAAUCUACACCUACGCGGAGCGCUUUUGCCCCAGCCUAGUACUGCUAGAGAAUGUCAAGAAUGAGAAGAAGACUUGGGAUGACGUGGUACAUAGAUGGUCCAAGAUCGGUUACGAAGCUCAAUGGAUCUAUUGCGACACGAAAAACUACUAUCUGCCGCAAACCCGAGAGAGAAUGUACAUGAUCGCUGUGGAGCGUAAUCAUUUCGGAAAAGAUGUGAAGAGAGCGACAUACCAGUGGAAGGAGUUGAUGCAAAACUUGGAAAGACAGUGCAGUAGCCCUUACGAGGCGUUUCUCCUUGAAUCGCUGAAAGAGUCAAGUGGUUACAGCAUUCUGAAGAACGAGCCGGACUGGGCUUUGUGCAAGCUCCGGAAUGACCACAUUCGCUCUGAGAAGAAACUCGGGAUACUCAGUCCUGUGAGCCGGCGGAGCGACAACGGCACGGUCAUGCCUCCCGAUUUCGCUGACAGAAAGUUCUAUAAUUCUCAAUCUUCGAGAGUACAUGAUGCCAUCGACAUUGCUCACCUAGAGUUUGCUGCUCUCAAGGGCUGCGACUCACUUUACAAGAUGGCGCUAUGGGAUGUCAGUCAGAACGUCGAUCGAUUCAAGGCAGAUUUGGGCAUUGCACCAUGCCUGACUCCAGGUGGGCAAGACUUCGCCAGCAACCGCCAGCACACUUUGAAUGGUAGUCAGCUUUUGAUCCUUCAAGGCAUGCCGCUCGAUCGACUACUGUUCGCGAACGAAACACAAAAGGACCUGCAAAACCUCGCUGGCAACGCCAUGUCAACUACAGUGAUCGGGGCGUCUCUCAUUUCUGCUCUCAUUGCCGGCUCACAAGCUUUCCGUUCCGGAUACAAUGUCACAUCUGACAAGGCAUCAUAUGUACCCCCCACCAGCAUGAUGGUAACUCAUCCUGGGAUCCUAGGGCAAACUAUCCUAGAACCAAAUAGUUACGCGGAUCUCGAUUUGGUGGAGCUUCAGCAGGAAGCGAAGCUGAGCGCGCGUAUGUGCAACUGCGAAGGCAGGCAGCUCAUCAGCAAGAACGAAAUUCACUUAUGCUCAGCGUGUGAACACACGGCUUGUACAUCAUGUGCGGGCAACCCCAGGCACGUUUACGAAGCAAUCAUAUCGACCCGACAGCGAAAGCUGCAACCCGACGAAUUCAUCAGGCGUUGGAGGCCUAAGUUGCCUCCACGACUGAAGCUCAAGGCUUUCCCGAACAUACAUCAUCUCGCUUCCGAAUUAGGCGCAGAAGACACGAUUUUAAGCCAAUAUCUUACUACAGUGUCGGAAGCGCAUUUGGUUUCCCAGUAUUUCUGCAUCGACGAGUUUUCCAGGGAGUACAACGAGUGGAAGAUCACCUAUAGCUCGCACCGGGCCACAAUUGAGCUGAAAGUUGGCUUUGACAUUCAAUGGUCACUUUUCGUUAAAUGCCCACCAAGUAUUCCUGGCAACAGUCGCUUGCGAGAAUUUCUCCGCAAUCCGAUCGCACAAAGCAAUGUCGCAGACAAUCUUUUCGACGUUGAGUGGAAAAUACGCAUGCCGUCUAUCAGCAACCAUAUACUCAAUGUCAGCGGCUCAGUUGAGAAGGUCAGCUCGUGGCGGAGUCGACUUGGUCUUGUGGACUUCAAAGAAGAGACCGUACCAGGGACCAUCAAGAUCCUAGGCGAUGAUCAAGAGUUGGCGGCCAUCAUCGGCGAUUACGAGUAUCAGCCGCAUUGUGGAACUGCGUCGACCAGCCUCUACAAAAGGUCGACGGAACCAGACAGCAUGUACUUGUUCCUUGAUCCCAAUCCCAUUGGUCGAUCAGAUCAUGACAGCUUCGUUUUCAGCCAAGAUAAUACGCGGAAGCAUUAUGGAGACAGCCGUAUCACGCUUGCUCAUGUGAAUCCUGCCUGGCGACCCUGGCAUGUAAAGGACGGCUGUGUGCACGCUAUUACUACCACGAUUCAAGACGUUUGGACUUCUGUCUCGAUGCCAAUGGAAUCAGCAGGUGUUCCAUUGGACGUUGGUUUCCUCGAGGAAGAACGUCUGCUUGAGACAGGCUUGCCAAGCUGCUCCCAGGCGCUCACUUGCCUCGACGUCUUCCUCCACGACCAGUUUUCCGUCCAGGAUUUUGCAGACUACUCAUGGGCCUUAGAACGCGCUAAGACACUGCCUGCAUGCUCAUCAUGGCAGCCUCUACAAUCGGAGUCGCUCGAACAUUGCUUUUGCGCGCCAUCUUAUCCGGAGAUUCUAUGGAGUGUAGACGAGAAAGGCGUAGCGACGGCACACGAAGAUCGCCAAGCCGCUGCCACAUUCGAGCGCGUCAUCAAGCAGCGCCCUGCGAUAUUCCAGCUAGAAGCAUCUAGUGACGCGACGGGGACACGUGUUCAGGUUGGCGUCGAUGUCAUGUCUUUGGUGCAUCGUGCUAAAGGGAGACUUCCAAAGGCUAUAUCUGCGACCACAGCCUGGAGGCUGGUUACCGAUCAUGCCGACUUACCCCCUCAGCCCUUCCCAAAGUUUCACUUACAAAGCAACGUGAGCAAUAGUCAGUCAUCGGCGACUAUACUGCCAAAAUACUUGCGAGGUGCCCAGUUGAAAACUGUCUCAUGGAUGUUAAGUCAAGAGCUAGGCAGAGCAAUUGCUAUCUGUGAAACUGAAGAGUCGAUUCACCCCGGUCUAGGCUGGAGAGCAGAGGCUCGGGUCGAAAUGGAACAGAUUGUCCGCGGUGGUGUGCUCGCAGAUCAACCGUCAUUCGGCAAGACCGUCGCCAGCAUUGGGCUCAUCCAAAGUGAAUUCGAUCAAAUCCCGCCGGAAAAGCUUCUGGAGCGCAAUCAAGAUUUGACGUGUGAACAAGCUCAUUUCUUGGAUUCAGCAGCUACACUUGUUGUCUGCCCACCGCACAUCACGGAGCAGUGGAAUACAGAGUUGGAGAAGUUUCUAGGCUCAAAGAAGUAUGAAGAGUACGACGUUCUCGUCAUAGAAAGCUGCAAUCAAUUGAGGAGCCUCACUAUCGACGACAUUCGCCGAAGCAAAGUCAUCGUAGUGUCGUGGACGUUGUUUGCUGACGAAGCUUACGUCUCAGAGUUAGCAAAGUUCGCCGCACUGCCUGAGCCCAUCAUGACCAGUCGGCGUGCUUUCGAUUGCUGGAUGAAGAGAGCUGUUGGUGAGAUACCAAGUCAGUUGGAGGUGUACCAGCAUCAUCCAUACAAGGAGUUCCAACGGUUGACGAACGAGCUAAUGAAUGAACGGCUUCAGCAUCGCGAAUUUCAAGCGACCUUGCCUAUCAGCAUUCAGCAUGGUAGCGCGUACCAGUCGUUCAGCACCAUGAGGACGAAGCCAGGUUCCUCGAAAAACGCAAAGGCGAAAAGUUUCACCAAAACAAGACAAGACAACUCCUCACACCUCACACCAUUGCUUCAUCUCUUUCGCUUCAACCGAAUCAUCGUCGAUGAGUACCAUUAUCUCAAUGAUACCAACAAGAUCUGGAGCAACUUCAUUGCGACGAGUAUCAAGCAAGUCUCUGCUCACAAACGCUGGGUCCUAUCAGGCACGCCAGCCUUAGCCAACUUCUCUGAUGUCAACCAGCUGGCAUCUUUCUUAGGAGUCAAACUUGGUCGCUAUUUCUGCGGCGACGGCUCGGUUACGACAUCCGCGGAGAAGAUGUCAAAGCUUGAUCAGACCGACGUUGAAAGCUUUUUGUCGCAAACGGAAGUGAUGUCAAGGCAAUGGCAUGUGGCGAGACAUCAACGGGCACAGGAGUUUCUCGAUGACUUUGUGAGACAGAAUGAAGCCGAGCUGCAGCACAUUAACUGCUCAGAAAAGCUCAUAUCGGUGGAUCUUGAUGCUGCUCAUCAUGCUGUCUACCUAGAGCUCUCCCAAUACCUCAUCUCUCAGAGAAUGCAGAUCAAGAAGCUCAACAAGAAGUCGGGCUCAGACAGGAGUACCAGACUAAACGACAGCUUGGAGAACUCCGCGAGUGCCGAAGAAGCGCUGUUGAGGUGUGCAUUACUCUUCGAGACCGAGGAAGGCAAAUCUGCGCUCGAGCUCCUAAUCGAGAAAAGGUCGCAGCAGUUACGCAGCACGAAGAAGGAGUUGCUGAAACUGCUGUCAAAAUUCGAGGGCUUGAUGAAGAAAUCUAAGAGCACUGAGUCGACCAUUCAAGAUCUUUAUGGUCAUUUCAAGAAGGAUAUUUUGAUGUACAAUUGGCUCGGAGAUGAUGACUCCAGUCAGGUUGUUCGUGCUUUGAUCAAAGAAGCCCAGAAGACACCCAAAUCAGGGCUUGCUGAUGUCGCAGACAUGUCUAAAGUCCAGCGCGAGCGAUUGAUCAAACAGGAACUAUCACAGCUCCGAGAUACUGCCCUCGAACUCGCCCAUAGGACAAGGUCAAAGCGUUUUAUCGUAUCUAUUCGCGAUCAUCUUGAGUUUACAACCUUCGACAAGAACACUACCCACUGUAGCUCGUCUGUCUGCAAGGGUGUGACUAGCCCUCAACAACUCUUCUCGAUACCACACUGCGGACAUACUGCAUGUAAGGGGUGUCUUGCGUUACGAACCGACGACGAGACUUGCGUACAUACUGGCUGCAAUUCCUACGCAAGCGAAGGCAACCUGAUCCGGAUGGCUGAUCUUGGUAUAAGCAACGACCAACAUACUGGUCAGAGCUUUGGCAACAAGCUUGAGGCGAUUGCCCAACUUGUUCAAGGGCUUCCACAAUCUGAUCAAUGCAUCGUUUUCGCGCCAAACGAGGAGAUCAUCAGCAUUCUCGAGACCGUGUUCGACCACUGUAAUGUCUCUUACCACUCGUUGGGCGGAAGUCGACAUAAGGCGUCGGCAGCGAAGCUUAUGGAGGACUUCAAGACGAACACAAAUCCUAAAAAGAGGAAAAAGCUCAUCAUACUCAAUCUGGGAAGCGAGUCUGCAGCUGGCGUCAAUCUCACAGUGGCCAACCACGUCAUAUUUGUUUCGCCCUUCUUGGCAAAGACGCAGUAUGACUACGACUCGGCCAUGGCACAAGCUAUCGCUCGAAGUCGUCGUUAUGGCCAGCAGAAGAAGGUUCACAUCUAUCAUGUCAUCGCAAAGCGUACGAUCGACGUAGAUAUCCUCGAACACAGGCACAGACGCAGCGACGCGAUCACUACCAUGGAGGCGGCGGUCGAGUUACCAAAGCCAUCGUCUGCAAAGAAAGAAAGGACGAAGCUUCUCAAGAACAGCAAGGGCGAGAUGAUACUGGUGCCGCUUAGCUGGCUAGCAGAUGAGGCCAAGCGAAGAACAAUGGAGAUUAAGGAGACGACGGAGCAAUUCACUUCCCUGAUCAACUUUUCCGAGACGUUCGAGCAGGAGGACGACGAGCCUUGA